Molecule: messenger RNA, 1759 nt
Organism: Sinocyclocheilus rhinocerous
Lineage: Eukaryota; Metazoa; Chordata; Actinopteri; Cypriniformes; Cyprinidae
Product: transmembrane protein 68-like
Exons: 8
Coding region: 349-1338 (329 amino acids)
Cellular component (GO): membrane
Molecular function (GO): acyltransferase activity
Source: RefSeq, a predicted model, not a curated record
UUGAGAAAAUCUUAUUUUUAUACGCUUCUUCUAAAACAUCCAUCUAUAUGCUUAGUUUUUCGAGUGAUAAGGUGUGUAAUUUUGAAGAAGUGUGUGACAGCUCAUCAAAAUCUGGAGCUGUUGUAAGGUUUGUUUGUCUAUGAUCGCUAUCCACUGGGACAGAACGGUUUAAUGCUACUGUACGCCUUUCCAUGUCGUCGUUCAUGCGUUUAACAGUGUUCAUGGCACCGUUGUGAGGUUGGUAUGUUUGGCCUAGCAACACAUUUUCGUUGGAGAAGGUCUCCCCUUUGGCAGAUUGUUGCCUUGCUCAGCCCAUCUGCCACUGGGAGAGGCUCACAGUGAAGCAGCAUGUCCAGUGGGAAUGAGUCCUGUCUGUUUGAGAACGGAUCCGUCAGCUUCCUCUCCUGCUUGGUUCAUGUGUGGGAGGCAGGGCUCGGGCAGCUCGAAGACUACCUCAGUUUCUUGGAGUAUCUGCUCUGGGUUUUCACACCUCUAGCCAUAGUCUUCAUCCUGCCUUUUCUCAUAGUCAUCCUCCUCUAUCUGUCCAUACUCUUCCUCCAUGUGUACAAACGUAAGAACCAGUUGAGGGAAGCUUAUUCCAAUAACCUGUGGGAUGGUGCGAGAAAAACUCUGGCAACCCUGUGGGAUGGACAUGGAGCUAUUUGGCACGGUUAUGAAAUCCAUGGUUUAGAAAAGAUUCCAGAUGAAGGACCUGCUCUUAUAGUCUACUAUCAUGGAGCUAUUCCUGUAGACUACUAUUAUUUCUUGGCAAGUGUUAUCAUUCAAAAGGGAAGAACUUGUCAUUCGGUGGCUGAUCAUUUUCUGUUCAAGGUCCCAGGGUUUAAGCUCCUCUUAGAGGUGUUCAGUGUGAUCCACGGGCCGCAGGAUGAGUGUGUGAAGGCCCUGCGGAACGGCCACCUCCUGGGCAUCUCUCCUGGAGGAGUUCGGGAGGCCCUGUUCAGCGACGAGACAUACCCUCUGCUCUGGGGCAAACGCAAAGGAUUUGCACAAGUGGCCAUUGACUCUAAAGUGCCAGUUAUACCCAUGUUUACUCAAAACCUGAGGGAGGGAUUUCGCUCUCUUGGAACAUUAAGAUUUUACCGCUGGGUGUAUGAGAGAUUUCGCCUACCGAUAGCACCCAUUUAUGGAGGAUUUCCAGUCAAGUUUCGCACCUACUUGGGUGACCCCAUUCCAUACGACCCCAAACUCAAUGCAGCUGAGUUAGCUGAAAAGGUGCAAGAGGCAGUUCAAGCACUUAUCGACAAACACCAGAAGAUACCUGGAAACAUCCUCCGAGCUCUUCUAGAGCGAUUCCAAAGGGAACGCAAAGAAGAUUAGCACACUUGCCUUUUCUCAGACUGAACAAAUAAAUAUGCUUCAAGCAUAAUUCAACUGAAUACUAGAGAUUUUAUAAUAUUGUUAUAUCAUAAGAUUAGCAACUAUGUUACUGACACUCUAAUGGAAGUAUCAGCAUAUACUGCAGUGUUGCAUAUCAAAUAAUGGUGCGUGUCUUUGUAACAUCUGGUUACGUGUAGUUUUGUGCAUUUCAAAGAGUGUGUGUUUGUUUUUUUAAUUUACAACUUAUUUGCACACUUUGAUUUUAUUCAAAGGACCACUGCCAAAAUAGUUUCCACAAAGCCUUUGGUUAGUUUUUCUUUCUUUCUUUCCUUUUAAAAAUAUAACAUUCUGUCCUGGAAAUCGAAAAUAUUUAUCUACCUGAAGGAAUAUUGUGCAUACUGUGAUUUUUGGGAUUUUGUAA